CAAGACAGCAGGGUCGGUUACAACCUACAGGAUCAUGUUGGACUCGGCGGACUCGCGUUUAUGGUCAACCAGGAGAUUGCUAUGGUGGAGAAUCGGUUGCAAAGUGUUCAAGCGGUGAUGCAAUAUGCUGCGCUGGGUGAUGGACCGCUGACGGUGCCCGGAGGUGUCGAAGGCGUCGCUUUUGUCAAUACUAAAUACGCGAACGCCUCGCUGGACUUUCCUGACAUCGAAUUGCAUUUCAUUUCCGGUUCGACUAAUUCGGAUGGUGGUAGACAGAUCAGAAAAGUUCACGGAUUGACAAAACAGUUCUACGACGCUGUUUUCGGGCAGAUAAGUGACAAGGACACAUGGAGCGUGAUUCCUAUGUUGUUACGACCAAAGAGUCGCGGCAUGAUCAAGCUACGCAGCAAGAAUCCAUUCGAUCAUCCUCUUAUUUACGCAAACUAUUUCAAGGAACCGGAAGAUAUCGCCACGUUGGUCGAAGGAGUCAAGAUCAGCGUAGCGCUUAGUAAAACCGAAGCGUUCAGACGAUUCGGAAGCGAGCUCAAUUCGCAACAGUUUCCAGGAUGUAAACACAUACCUGCAUUUAGCGACCCGUAUUGGGAAUGUAUGAUACGCCAAUAUAGCAUCACGAUCUAUCAUCCAGUAGGCACAUGCAAAAUGGGCCCUUAUUGGGAUCCCGAAGCCGUCGUUGAUUCGCAGCUUAGAGUUUACGGUGUGGCUGGGCUUCGUGUCAUCGAUGCCUCGAUCAUGCCGAACCUUGUCAGUGGAAACACAAACGCACCGACGAUUAUGAUCGGUGAAAAAGCAUCGGAUAUGAUUAAGGAAUAUUGGUUGAAGUCGAAAGGCAGGUUCGAGGGGGACUCUAGUGAACGAUAAAUACUUCGGCCUCGUUACGAAUGAUGAGAGAAUGACAAGGGAAUGAUACGAAUGCCAACUACCGUCGAUAUGUUAAGAAUAAAAAUUUUGAAUUUUACUGCUUUAUUGCUUUCUUACUAUAUUUUAUGAGCCAUAUUAGUUAAGAAUAAGAAUAUCCGAAUGCAUAUAAAUUAUUAUAUAUUUAUCUGAAAAUGUAUCAAAUGGAUAUGUUUUUAGAUACAACUUUUAUAAAAAUGGAAUAUUUAAAGAAUCUAAUACUGUAUUACAAUGCAGCAUUUAAGUAAGCAUUUAAGUAACGUAAGCAUUAAUUAUAAUGUUAUGCUCGCAAUUAUAUUGGUAUAUUAUUUUCGAAAUUGAAUUUUAAUCUUCCAAACAGUUGAUAGCCAGCACAAAAGAAAAAUAUUUGAGCACUAUUCAUGUAAUCGCGUACGAUUAUCUAUUACUUCUUAUGUUAAUUAUACAUAUUGUGGAUUAAUUAA
This is a messenger RNA of Pogonomyrmex barbatus (red harvester ant), 1358 nucleotides long. Its product is annotated as glucose dehydrogenase [FAD, quinone]. Gene Ontology annotation, molecular function: flavin adenine dinucleotide binding; oxidoreductase activity, acting on CH-OH group of donors. Lineage: Eukaryota; Metazoa; Arthropoda; Insecta; Hymenoptera; Formicidae. The record is from RefSeq and is a predicted model, not a curated record.